Molecule: messenger RNA, 25431 nt
Organism: Homo sapiens (human)
Lineage: Eukaryota; Metazoa; Chordata; Mammalia; Primates; Hominidae
Gene: FARS2
Product: phenylalanyl-tRNA synthetase 2, mitochondrial
Exons: 7
Coding region: 170-1408 (412 amino acids)
Biological process (GO): tRNA aminoacylation; phenylalanyl-tRNA aminoacylation
Cellular component (GO): cytoplasm; mitochondrion; mitochondrial matrix
Molecular function (GO): tRNA binding; aminoacyl-tRNA ligase activity; ATP binding
Source: RefSeq, a predicted model, not a curated record
AGGCCCGCUUUCUGUCAAAAUGGCAGCGCCCAGCGUGCGCGGGUAUCUCUGAAGUUGGGGUUUAAGAUUCUUGCCCGUGAGAGCGAACGAGCCUGCCGUACUUCUGAUUUUGAAACACCUGGGUCUGGGCUUCCCGGGCGAGCGGUGGAACCUGUGAGAAGUUUCUACAAUGGUGGGCUCAGCUCUCAGGAGAGGUGCCCAUGCAUAUGUCUACCUGGUGAGUAAGGCCAGUCACAUCUCCAGAGGCCAUCAGCACCAGGCCUGGGGAUCGAGGCCUCCUGCAGCAGAGUGUGCCACCCAAAGAGCUCCAGGCAGUGUGGUGGAGCUGCUGGGCAAAUCCUACCCUCAGGACGACCACAGCAACCUCACCCGGAAGGUCCUCACCAGAGUUGGCAGGAACCUGCACAACCAGCAGCAUCACCCUCUGUGGCUGAUCAAGGAGAGGGUGAAGGAGCACUUCUACAAGCAGUAUGUGGGCCGCUUUGGGACCCCGUUGUUCUCGGUCUACGACAACCUUUCUCCAGUGGUCACGACCUGGCAGAACUUUGACAGCCUGCUCAUCCCAGCUGAUCACCCCAGCAGGAAGAAGGGGGACAACUAUUACCUGAAUCGGACUCACAUGCUGAGAGCGCACACGUCUGCACACCAGUGGGACUUGCUGCACGCGGGACUGGAUGCCUUCCUGGUGGUGGGUGAUGUCUACAGGCGUGACCAGAUCGACUCCCAGCACUACCCUAUUUUCCACCAGCUGGAGGCCGUGCGGCUCUUCUCCAAGCAUGAGUUAUUUGCUGGUAUAAAGGAUGGAGAAAGCCUGCAGCUCUUUGAACAAAGUUCUCGCUCUGCGCAUAAACAAGAGACACACACCAUGGAGGCCGUGAAGCUUGUAGAGUUUGAUCUUAAGCAAACGCUUACCAGGCUCAUGGCACAUCUUUUUGGAGAUGAGCUGGAGAUAAGAUGGGUAGACUGCUACUUCCCUUUUACACAUCCUUCCUUUGAGAUGGAGAUCAACUUUCAUGGAGAAUGGCUGGAAGUUCUUGGCUGCGGGGUGAUGGAACAACAACUGGUCAAUUCAGCUGGUGCUCAAGACCGAAUCGGCUGGGCUUUUGGCCUAGGAUUAGAAAGGCUAGCCAUGAUCCUCUACGACAUCCCUGAUAUCCGUCUCUUCUGGUGUGAGGACGAGCGCUUCCUGAAGCAGUUCUGUGUAUCCAACAUUAAUCAGAAGGUGAAGUUUCAGCCUCUUAGCAAAUAUCCGGCUGUGAUCAAUGAUAUUUCAUUCUGGUUGCCCUCUGAGAAUUACGCAGAAAAUGAUUUCUAUGACUUAGUCCGAACAAUUGGAGGAGACCUGGUGGAAAAGGUUGAUCUCAUAGACAAGUUUGUACAUCCAAAGUAUAAAGUAAUUAGAGACUAAGUGACGGGGAGAGGAGACAUCAGCAACAUAAUUUUGGAAGCUGAAAAGCAGAUGGAGAAGUGGAGCAGUUAGGUUUCAGUAGACCCAAGAAAGCUGAAAUCCAAGUUGGCAGGGGAACAAUCAAGAAGCAAUCCAGCUUGAACUACAAAACCCCCCAAAAGAUUCAGGAGUUAGUAGUACAAGCUUCCUCUUGAAGUAGGGCUAACACAGGACUGUCGAUUGAAAAUGUGUUUGAGGAGCAGAACCCUCGAUUUUCUCCUCACUGACGUGUAGCAAAAGGACCACUCUGCCAAUCACCAACAGGCCUUCAUCUUGGUAGAAGUCUGGAGAUUUAUUCUCUGGAGAUGAUAAAAGCAAGGUGUUUCCACCAAAACGAGAAGUAAGCUAAGACAAGAUCCACGAAGUAAGAGUUGCAACAAAAAAAGCAAGGCAAGAACCAUCCCAAAGCCUCAGCUGCGCGGUCAUCAUCAGAGGGGGAUCUGUUCAGACUGGAGCAGAGCUGAAGGCUUCAGGGACACUUCAAGAGGAUUAAGUAAUUGCAAACCUAAUAACAACCAUUGCCUCUUCUAUUUAUUGAGUGUUCAUUGUGUGUCAGACACAGUUCUAAGCAUGUGUGUAUUAACGAUUAAAUCCUGAUAGUAGCCCUAUUAGAUGGUAGUCAUUAUCCUCCUUUUAUCAGUGAGGGAAUUGAGGCACUCAGUGCUUAAUCAUUAGUCUAAAAUGGCAUAGCUGGUUAGUGGCAAAACUGAGAUUUGAACCCAGGCUGUCCACACUCAUAGCCAGCAUACCACGCCUCACCCCCUUGACAACAGGAGAAACCAAGCUGAUGACAAGUUAACACAGCUGGGAAAGCUGGGGGAAACAGAACGUUGCACAGAGAAGAAGUCAUCUUAGUUUACUGUGGAGCUCAGUAGUGACCUGAACAGGUAACAGUGUGAAAGGGGAUCUGACAGGAGUCUCCGCAUGCCCACAUCAGGAAGAUCCGGGAGGGGCACAGGCAUGGGCAGGAGAUGUGAGGCAUGAAGGAGCUAAGUGCUUCUCUUCGGUGAUACAGAGGCAAUGCCUAAAACAAAUAACAAACCAGAAGUAGCAAGAAAAAUAGCUUGUUUAAAGCUACAGAGAGACCCACCAAAGGAACCAACUAGAAGAGUUGAAAACAGGUCUCCUGUAGGUCGUCUGGGCAGACUGUGGCAGGAUAGGGGAUGGGGGCUGCUGUCUUUCAGGAAAAGUCCUGAGAAUUAUUUGACCCUUCGAAUCUGUGCAAGUAGAACUUUGAUAAAAAUAAAAGCGAAACUUUAGAAGGGAAUAAAUACCUGGUAGUACUGUCAUGAAAUAAAUCUGUUUUAUCUUCCUAGGAACUCGGUAAAUGUUAGUUUUUCUCUUUCCUUUUUCUUUCAAAGGACAAGUUCCCAUCCCAGGCAGAAAUGAAGGCCCAGUGCGGCGCAGCCGCUGAUGGCUCACCUCUCUCAGAAUGGCCCGACUGCCCUUCAGGCCUUCAUUUCUCGCUUGCCAACUUCCAGGGAAGGACAGAAAAGCAGGGGAUUCUGUUGACAGAGACCUUUGAUGAGCGCUUGUUACCGUCCGUGGCCUUGUGGGGUGCCUGGAUUGAGGCCCAGCAAAUGGCCAGAUGUGGGGCAUAGCUAAUGUGGGUAGAGCACCUCCCGCGGCUGUGGGAAGGGACAGUGACAGUGUCUGACUGCUCCCGAGGCGCUAGCAAAGGUGCCCUCCUGGCUGCAGGUAAUGGGGGAGCUGCCCCAGACAGUCUGUAAGGCAGUGAUCGUGUCCAGGAUCCUAAGAGUUUCCUUUUAGCCACCUCCAACUAGGGCAAGAGGCCAGUAUCUUGAAAGGCAGAGUUUGGGGCUUGUGUGUAUGCAGGAGAGAGAGACAAAGUGUGUGUAUUUAUAAAGCAUGCCAUACGCCGUUUGUUCAGUGCAAUAUGCCACUUUAUUUUUAUCUCUUCUUACGUCAAAGAUAGGGAAAGCCUAUUAAUCAGUAAAUCUAAUCAUAAAUAUAUGCAUAUAUAUCUACAUUAAUAUCAAGUGUUUAUAUAUUGAUAAAUUGAUUUAAGAACGCUUUUCAUUUCUGGCAGAACCUUAGACAUUAAUGAACCUGAAUUCUCUUACUGAAGUAUCCUCUUAUUAUUUUAUAGCAGUUCUUCCUACUACAGGGUAAUUAUGAACCUGAUUUUAACAAAAAAGUACACUGAUCUACUGUAAUCUGCUCAGUAAUACAAGUGAGCUUUUCUAUGCAAACCCUAUUGCUCCAAAAAGAAUUGAAGAAAAAAUGUUUUACCAAUUCAGACCCACAAGUAUUUAUUGUGCACCUACUACAUGGAAGGCGUUGGACCAGCUGCAGUGGGUAUAAUGACGAGUAAAGCAGGCUCAGCCCUUAGCUUUUUGCAUUUUAUUUUGAAAAGGAAAAUCCUAAGAACUAAGUGACCACAAUACAAGUCUGACGAGACUGGUGUAUGAGAGGAACAAGCAGGCCCCUCCUGGGGGAUCGGAGGGGAAGACAUCUCAUUUCAGGGAUCAGGAAGAGAUAGACAUGAGUUGAGGGAUUUGCACUAUUGGAAUUAUAAAAUAACACAUCCCCAACCUUCAUUCAUUGAUUCAUUUACCCAUUCAACAAUUGUGAGUGCCUGUUACCUGUCAGAUGCUCCUCUGGACCCUGGGGAUGCACCAAAGCAAAGCUCACCUUCAUGGAGUGCAGGGAAGAGAAUAGUGGAGAAGGGCAGGCUGCAUCUUCGUGGAGUGCGGGGAAGAGGAUAGUGGAGAAGGGCAGGCUGCCUUUCCCUGCUCUGACUCUACCCUGGUUUCUGUGAACAUUCAGAAGUUUCCUACGUAAUGCUGGGCAGUCCUUGGCAGUCUUGGAGUUUGGCUGGCAUGGGUGCUGUGUGUAAGUAUAGUAUCAGUGGCACCCUGGGUUCUCUGACAGCAUCAGGACAUCACUAGUAGAGUCAGCAGUGUUUCUCAGAAGCUUCUGCCCUGACCCUUUGACCAUGGAAUCCCCAGUCACAUUAGGGCCCUACGUCCACAGAGGAGCAGCAGGAGCAGAGACCUUCUGUGGAAACCACGGCUGCCCCAUCCCAGCCGGGUCAUAGGUCAGUGUGGUCUGCUUUAAUGGGACAUAACAUCCUUUCUGGACCACCCUACUUGCCACAUCCAUGGGUUUCCUCCUGGCAGACUGUGGGGUCGGAUGCCUCUUCUCCAAUUAUCUCUGUUACAGUAUUCACUGAUAACCAUCUUAGAGGGAUUAAAUCAGAACUUACAAAUGUUUUCCUGCAGUUGAUGUUUAAAAUAUUUAUUCCAAAAAAAACAAAGAUGUUCUCAGCCUGAUACAUCCUUUGUGGAUAAUAGCUUGGACUGCAUCAAGUGCCUCUGGGGUUAGGAUACUGCCCUUCCCCUUAGGUUUAACUGAAUGUUCAACAAGGAUGAGUGUAACACCGAAAAGCAUUAAGACUCGAAGACCUGCUACUCUUCAAGGGUGGAUUCCAGGCCUUGGGAAGACUGUGUUAGGGGUAUUUACAUACUACCUGUGUAUGUCGGGAGCCCCAUACACCACUGCACCUGAGACCCCUCGGUGGGAGGUUUCAGUAUCUAUCCUGUCAGGAAGUGGUUCUCUUUUAAUUGCAGUUGACCCUUGAACAAGUUUGAACUUCACCGGCCCACUUAUACGUGGAUUUUCUUCCGCCUCUGCCACCCCUAAGACAGCAAGACCAACCUCUCCUCUUCCUCCUCCUCCUCCUUCUCAGCCUACUCAAUGUGAAGAUGACAAGGAUGAAGACCUUUAUGAUAAUCCAUUUCCACUUAGUUAAUAGUAAAUGUGUAUUUUCUUAUUUUCUUAGUAACAUUUUCUUUUCUCUAGCUUACUUGAUUGUAGCAGUAUAGUAUAUAAUACAUACGACAUACAAAAUAUGUGUUAACCAUUUGUGCUGUUGGCAAAGCUCUUGGUCAAAAGUAGGCUAUGAGUAGUUAAGUUUCAGGGGAGUCAAAGGUUACAUGUGAAUUUUUGACUGGGUGAGGGGUUGGUGGCCCCAACUCCCAUCCUGUUCGAGGGUCCACCGUAUAUGCUUUUCUCUCCUUGAGAAAAAAUUUCUAGCCAAAUUUUGUCUUCCUUAAACUCUAUAGAGCUUGAGCUUCCAGCUUGUGGUCUGAGAAACCUCUCUUUCCUUGGUGUUUGAGCAGUAAUCCUUUUUAGCAUGAUUGAUUUUUUUUUCAUUCCUUUUUGUGUCCAGGAUCCCACCUUUCACUGCACUGAGUAGCUGUACAAGUUUCACUGCCCUAACAAAUUACCACAAACAUAGUGGCUUAAAACAACACACACUGAUCAUUUUACAGCUGCAGAUCAGAUGCCUGAAAUCAGUUUCACUGGGCUGAAACGGACUUGUUGGCAGGGCUGGCACCUUCUGGAGGCUCUAGGGGAAAAUCCGUGGACUUGCCGUUUCCUGCAUCUAGCGGUCCCUGCAUCCUUUGGCUUGUGGCCCCUUCCUCACAUCUCCUCCUCUGACUCUGGCCCUCCUGCCUCCCUCUUAUAAGAAUUCCUGUGAUUAUGUUGUGUCCACCCAGACAAUACACAUCUCCCCAUUUCGUGAUUCUUAACUUAGGCAUGGUUGCACAGUCCUUUUUGCCAUGUAAGGCAAUAUUUUCUCAGGUUCCAGAGAAUUGGAGGUAGGUGUCUUUGGAGGAUCAUUCUUUUACCUACCACAGGUGCUAAUUAAACAUUUUUAAAACUCAGCUGGUUGUUUCCUUUCCCCAUCUCUGUCUCUGAGUAUUUAUGGACCAGGUUUUCAAAACACAUAACUCACUUCCCUGUUAUAAAGUAAUAAAUGUUAGAAAAUUUCUCUCAGUUCUUUAAAACAGUUGGGAAAUGAUUAAAUUGUCUUUGCAGUGAUUGUGGCUUAUUACUCUGAAAACUGGACUUGAACUCCAGGUAUGUUGGGUAUCAUCCUAGGGAACCACUAACACUCUAGAAAAACCAGUAUCGCCAUUUUUCUUGGAAACUCUCCUUUCAUCUCCAAGUACAAUGGAAGACAAGGAAGAGGACGGUCCCUGUGUUGUUGCUGUUGCCAUCAUCUUUGUUGUUGUGGAUUCUUGCCUUCUUUAUCCCCAACUCCAGAAUUCCUAUCUGUGCCAACCUGUCACUGGCUUUGCUGUGGAAGCCUUGACCUCCUCUCACACACAUCAGCUGUAGCUGGCUCCAAUAUGUCAUCUGCCACACGUAACCUAGAAUUGGAAGGUAACCAAGAACUGGAAGUGUAACCAGGUAACCUAGAAUUGGAAGUGUUUGUAGAGGAGAGGAAAUAAGCUGAGUGAGUAAUGUGCUUGAGCUCCAGGGUCCACUUCACUGUUACUUACCUUGUGAUUCUUGCCACCCCCCAGAGCACCAGAGCAGUGACAUUAAACAAACUCUUGACUCUCAACCAUGUUUCUCCUUAACCUUGUUCUUUGUUUUUUUUUUGGAGACAGAGUCUCGCUCUGUCGCCCAAGCUGGAGUGCUGUGGUACAAUCUCAGCUCACUGCAACCUCCGCCUCCCGGGUUCAAGAGGUUCUCCUGCCUCAGCCUCCUGAGUAGCUGGGACUACAGGCGCAUACUACCACACCCAGCUAAUUUUCGUUUUUAGUAGAGACAGGGUUUCACCAUGUUGGCCAGGCUGGUCUUGAACUCCUGACCUCAAGUGAUCCACCCUCCUCGGCCUCCCAAAGUGCUGGGAUUACGGGUGUGAGCCACUGUGUCCGGCCAACCUUGUUCUUUGACACAGGUGUUUUAAGCAUACAUGUGGUGUGUCCUAAUGAGAAUGAAAAUUGUGUGGGUGGCUAACCAUACCGUAUAUGUCUUAGUGCUCCAGUGAGUAUCACUUGAGUGGCUUUUGAUCUGUAUUUGACAGAUACUUUAAUAAUGUUAUACAGAUAUUUUACAGAUACUAAAAUAUUUUAUAUUUUACAUAUCCUUAUGUAAUGCAUAUAUGUAUAUACAUUGUGUAUAUAUACAUAUGUAUCACAAUAUGUGAAAAUAUAUAUAAAGGCCUUGUGAAUUCUUUUCAACUAUUAUCUCUUUAUCCCCUUUUUGUGGGAUGUGUAUUUAGAAAAAAUAAUAAUAGAAAGUACCCUUUAUUAUUGUUCAGCUUCCACCCCCCUCACAGUUCAGAAGACUGAUCCUUGUAUCUUUCAAGCUGGAAGCCUUUAUCUAAACGAGGGCCUGUGAGUUUAAAUUUCUCUGGACAAACCCAGAUGAAAGAUGGCUUGUUGAAAUGAAGGCAUCUCUUCCACUGUGCUGCACUGAUUAGAUUGACCAAUCAAGCUUAGAAUAGGAAAUGACAUGGAAGAUCAGAUGCGGGAAAUCAUUGAAAUAUUUGCCCUCCUGUUACAGGAUCACUGAAGUCCACUUAUUAUGAGACCCAGAGGUUUCCCCUCUGAAGAUGCGGGAAGGCAGUGACUAUGAAACUGGUCCUGGAAGUCUGUUGUUCUGGCAUCCUCUGCCCUGGCUAAAUGAGGUUCUGGCUUCAGAGGGGUCUUGGUUUAUAAGUGCUCCAGGGAGAUGUAUAUGCAUUUAGCUACACAAAACCUGGGCUGCAUUAACGGUUCUUAAAAGCAGAGAAUAUGAAAGGGAGGACAGAGGCAUUUUCAAAAAUUGAUGUUCAAUUUUAUAACUCUCAGUUUCCAGUAAAACUUUCCGUUAUGGUCAGUAGUUUAUAAAGGAGCAGUUCUGAGUCAUUGUUAAGAGUGGAGGCUCGCAGGCAGAUUGCCUAGAUUCAAAUUUUGGUUCUACCCCUCACCAGCCAUGUUGGUUAGAAGGUUACUCAACUUCAAUUUCCUCUUCUGUGACAUGGGGAAUAGUCAUAAAAAUGCCUUCCUCAUAAUUGUUGUGAAGAUUAGAAAUAAGAUAACAUAUUAAAAGCACUUAGAUUGGGAGGCCGAGGUGGGCGGAUCACCUGAGGUGGGGAAUUCAAGACCAGUCUGAUGAACAUGGAGGAACCCCUUCUCUACUAAAAGUACAAAGUUUGCUGGGCGUGGUGGUGCAUGUCUGUAAUCCCAGCUACUCAGGAGGCUGAGGCAGGAGAAUUGCUUGAACCCGGAAGGUGGAGUUUGUGGUGAGCCGAGAUCGUGCCAUUGCUCUCCAGCCUGAGCAACAAGAGUGAAACUCUGUCUCAAAAAAAAAAAAAAAAGAGAACUUAGAACAGUGCCUGGCACAAAAUAAUUGCUCAAUAUACAUUGGUGGUUGUUACUGUUAUUAAGUUAUUGUUAUUACUUAGCAGAGAUUGGAAGCAUUAACACAUAAUCUUUCCAAGACUUUUUAUCUCCAGUAACUAAACUCCAAAAACAUAUGGGUACUUCAAGGGGGUGACCACUGAGCUAUUCAAAUGUACCCUUCUAUUCCCAAGAGUACACCAGUGUGCACUCUAAUAUACACAAGAAUACCCUAACUACAUAAACUACAUUACAUGUCUACUCAUACAUUGCCUCUUUAAGAAAUGUAUAUGGCACAGCAUUUUAUUGUCAUAGCCAUGAUGGCAUUUAUGUUUUAUAAACUGGAGGGAAGUUAUAAGAAUUUUUCAUCAAAGAACUAAUCUUUUCUAGAAUUAGAUAGAUGGUUAGCAAAAUGUAUGACUGGAUUUCUGUCAUAGAAAUUUUCAAGGAGAUGAAUUCUAGGAGAAAUUAAGCAUCUUCCCCCCACCCCAAUAACACAAGUUAUUGGAUAAUUUUAAAUUUGUGUCAAAUGGCUUAAUAUCCUUUCCACAGACCCUGAAAAUACAAACAUUUGAUAUGUGCUCGUAUCCAAUUUCAAGUUCUGCUUAUAUUUUAUUUGAAUUACUGUCUCCUUAGCUGCCAGGCGCCCCAACACGAAUGUUGGCCCCUGCGUUUUACAAUUGUUCCUGAUAGUGCUUUGUUAUGUAUUGGGAGACUUUGAUGCCCAGUGCCCGCGUUGGACUACAGUUGUUCCUUUACCAUUCUUAGCAGUACCUCAUAUGACUUGCGGUAUGGAAGGCUUUUCAAAGUCAUAUGUGUCCCACUGGGAUUAGUGCAACUGCUUAAGCCCUGGCUGUCCCCAUCUUUUCUCUGCUUGUUCACAUGGUUAAUUAUGGAUUCAUCAAAUGUUAGAGCUGGGAAAAAGAUCUUGGAGAUCAUCUGGUGCUAUUUUCUCAUUUUCAGUCCAGAGAAACAACGCUUUUCCAGCCAAGUGUAACCCCAGUCGUUAGUGCAAGGGCUUAGUCUAGACUUUGAUUCGUUCUGUAACUACAUUAAGGGGGAUGAGAAGAGAGCUCACGUUCACUCUGCACAAGGACAAAUAAAAAAAGGCCCUGCCAUCCCUUGAGGAACUCACAGUACAGCGAAGUGACAGUCCGGUGAGCAGAUAAUUAUCUUUAAUUCUUAGCCCAUUGCUUGCUCCCCUGUACUGGUAUGCCUUUGGUAUAUACUGUUUCAGCUUCUUAUCCAUCCACAUGGUUGUAAAGUGGGGAGCUUUUGUUUUUGAUGCCUGUCUCUCCAUGUAUCCAUUCAUUUAUUUUUCUAUCUAUAAGUCAUUCAUCAAAAACCACUUAGGAAUGCCUGAGCUAUGCUGCACAACAGAGUCACUUAAAUGCUACAUACCAGUGGAGAAAAAUCAUGGUUCUUGCCUUCCAGUAAUUUAUAGUCUAGUUGAAGGAUACAAGCAUAUAAAGAACAAGGUACAAACAUGUGUUAAAGGAACUGUAAUAUAAACAUGACAAGGUACAUGGCAGACACAGUUUCAUCCUGCCUAAAUCCUCCUGAGUUGUUCACAGGUAUUUCAUGUGUUAGUUAUUCGAAGGAACUUUACAAUGCACCUCCUUCUUUGGGGCAUUUACAUUUUAAAGUAGGUUGGGAAACCCGCUUUACUACCUUCCUCUCCCUUCCCUCUUUUACUUUCUUUCUUAAGUUCGAGACUGUGUCCCACCUGUGUUAUUGCUUAGAGGAGGUGGGCCUAGCCUUGUGCUCCAUGAUGGAGUUCAAAGAGAAUGCCAUCCACCAAUCUUGCACUCUCUGGCUCACAAUCUGCUUGUCCCCUUCGUUGAUUAGUUCUUUCUUUCAUUCAUACAUUUGUUUAUUCAUAUGAAUGUCCACUGUUUACUAAGCCAGUAGUCACUGUGGAAAGCAAAGGCAGACGUGGCUGAUGUUCUCAAAGAGCAAUAGUCUAGACUAGAGGGGAAAUUAACUUUCAUGGAAUAAUCACACAUGUAGAUGUGAGUGACAGCUGAAAUAAGCAUCUGCAACUUGAUGCUUUAAGAGCAGUGAGCAGGCUGGGCGCCAUGGCUCACAGGCCCGUAAUUCCAAUACUUUGGGAGACUGAGAUUGGAGGAUAACUUGGGCCCAGGAAUUUGAGACCAGCCUGGGCAAUAUAGUGAGACCCCCAUCUCUACAAAAAAUUAAAAAAUUGGCUGGGCAUGAUUGGUGCAUGCCUUUAGUCCCAGCUACUUGGGAGGCUGAGGUGGGGGGAUCCCCUGAGCCCAGGAGGUCAAGGACUGCAGUGAGGCAUAAUCACACCACUGCACUCUGGCCCAGACAAUAGAGUGAGACCCUGUCUCAGAAAAAAAAAAAAAAAAAAAGUAACAGUGAGCAGUGGAGUCAAGGUUGAGUGUGAGGCCAGGGAGAGAAGAGCAUUAUUCAAAGCCAAGGAGCUGCCUAAGCAAAGCUCCCUGGCAGGAAAAGAAAUCUAUGGAUCAGAGCUCUGGAAAGAAGGCCAGUGUGGCUGGAAAAGUGGGGGACAUGGUGUUGAGGCUGAAACGGGGCUGAGGCCAGACCACACUGGGCCUCUUUGACCAUGUAGGGAUCUCUCACUUUACCAAGAGCAAUAGAAGCCCCUGGAAUGUUUUAAGCAAGGAAUGUCACACGAUCAGAUUUGGUUUUCAAAAACAUGACUCUGGCUGCUUUGUGGAGGGGGACUGAAAGGGAAGAGUGUGGCUGCAGAACCAGCGGGAGGCUACAGCACAGCUACACAAGCAACAAGUUGUUCCAACUGAGGUUGUGGCGAGGGGAUAGAGAUAACUCAGCAGAUCCCAAAAUAAAUAAAACCCAAAAUUUCUACAGCUUGCUACUUAGUUGAACACGAGGGAAGAGGGAUGAUGCUGAUUAUGGAACCAGAUGGAUGAUGCUGCCAUUGUUGUUAAGGACACAACUGGUUGAGAUUUAGGUUUGAACACGUUUGCCUUGAGGUUUACUGGAGGCACUGAAGUAAACGUGUUGCACAGAUAGUUUGAAACAGUCUGGAGCUUACAGGAAACACAGAGACUGGCAUAUAAAUGUGUGAGUGAUCUUCAUUGAGAAUGUAUUUGAAACUGAAGUAUGGAGAAGGUGGACUAGGAAGCAUGGAGUGAGAAGAGCAAGGGGCUUUGCAUGAAUCUUAUGGAACUAGGGCCCUUGGUGGCCAGAUAGAGGAGAGCAAAUCUGCCUGGAACGUGGGGGAGCCAGGAGUGAGGAAGAGCCAGGGUGUGUGAGUGCUGGAAGCCAGGGUAGUAGGUUUCAAGAUGGCAGGAGUAGCCAACAUCACUGAAGAGCCAAUGACAUGAUCAACAAAAAGCCAUUGCAUUUAGCAAUAGGGGUCACUGGUGACUGUGGGGAGAAAUGAUCACUCAGGGGGCCAGAAGCAAGAUUAGAUAGAGUGGGUUGAAAAUGAAGUGGGAGGAGAAGAAAUGGAGACAGUAAGUAGACAACUGAAGAAAAGAAGAGAGACAAGGCCAUGCUUGGAAAGGUUGUGUGCAGUAAGAGAAGUUUUGUAAAAGUGUAAUAAACUUCAGAGUGUGUAAAAGUCAGGAGAAGGAUCCAGUAGAGUAGGAGAGGUAACUAUAUAAGAGAGAGAGACAGAGGAGAGAUGUUACAGUGUUCCUCAGAAGGUAAGACAUCAUGGGACCCCACACUUGGAAGAGGGUGAGCAGGGUUGACCUUAGACUGGACAAAAGGGUAUUUUACAUUGAAUGAAAAAGAAAAGGAAAAAUAUUUUCUCUUGUUUUGCUUAGAUUUCAUCUUGGGCUUAUAUUUGACAUGGAACUAGUCCACUGUAAUUUUUAUGGACUUUUUACCAUGGGUUUUCCACCUAACGUAUUUUUAAAUUCAGAAAGUUGGGGUAUUUUCAUUCUUUUUUUCUUUGUCAGCUCUUUUAUUACAAACUAUUCUAUUCAUUUGUUAUAUUUUCCCAUCCUUGCAGUGCAUUGCAGACAAUAUUAUUAUUACAGUUCUACAUGCAUGUUAUUACUUUAGUUUUGCAGGGACUUCCCCAUGAAUAGCAGAAUGUAAUUUAUGAAAUCCAACCAUCAUUCUCAAGGCACCUCUGUGCUAUAUGUUAAACUCACUAAAACAGCAAUGUGGAAAUAGUCACCCACACUGCUGACUUCCAGAGCAUCAGUCACGUUGCCGCUUGCAUUUGGAAGGAGCCUCCCCUGAUCCUUCUCUGGAUGAAGCCCUGGAGGGAGGCAUUACCUACCCAGGCCACUCCUCUUGCUGGCUUCACCGUUUGAACUAACUCAGGGACGGGUGUCUCUAGAUCCAUCCAAAUGUGUAUAAAGAGAUGAACUUCUACUUUCAGUUAAUUAUCAAAACUAUAAUUAUCUUAGAAAGUUAUGCAAAUUAGUCAAGUGUUAAGCCCUUCAUCGAGAAGCUAGCAAAGUAGAAUUGGUGUGUGCGGUGGUCAAGAGGGAAGAUUCUCAGAUCAGAUCCCCGGGUUUGAACGCUGGUCCUGCUACUUGCUGGCCGUGUGUGACCAUGGCAGGUUACAAUUUCUUUGUGCCCCAGUUUACUUCACUAUAAAGCAGACAUAAUACUCCCAAGCUCAUAUGAUCAUUGUAAGGAUUAAAUUAGUUUGCAUAAAGCUCUUGGAACAAUGCCUGAUGCAUAGUAAGUACUUAAUAAAUUCUAUGAUAGCAUCUUGGAUGCAGUGAUGGUGCUUCGGAAGCCUGUUACCUUCUGCUGCCUCCACGUGUUGCAGUUUCAUUUGGGAAACACUUAUUGUUUUAGUCACAUACAACUCUAAAAGGAGGUGAUUCUAUGUCCAGUUUUUCACAAUGUCUAAAAUAAUAUGGUUCACAGUAAUAAGAUUUUAUAGCAGGUGAAUGUUUACAUUCUCAUUUCCCAGAUAUAUAAUAAUCAGUAGCCACUCCCUUUGCAUUAAAAACAAGCCCCCCUGGCUACUGAAUGGCUCUUCAAUGUAGGGAGUAUCUUAGCCAGCUUGGCACAAAUAAAACCUCUUUCCUUUUCAGCUGUUUUAAACAUUUAGCAGUCAGAUCAGAUGAUUGAACUUUCAAAAAAAUUCUUCCCAAUAUCUGUUUGGAUGGAAUCAUUUGCCGUAAAGAUCUGGCAUUAUUCAAAGCUGCUCUGUGCUCCCUUAAUUGAAAAGCCCUGACAUUGACAUUGGACAGGGCUUGCCUUUGGGGCCACCAGCAGACAGCUUUCUUCAGUGCCUCGUAUUGUUAAUGACUCAGAGAAUGUGUUUCGAUGAGAUCAGAAGCAAUCCACUAAAGAAAAAGUGGAGAGGACUUGAGAGCUUAAAAGAGCGGAGAGGAGAGAUGUGAGAAAACCUAAAAAAAGACAAAAGUUGGUGUGGAAGAAGGGGUGGCGCGGGCUCCAUGGCAGAUUUGUCAUUCGUCCCAGUCCAGCUAUUUAGAAUCAUUUUUCCAGUGGGAAGAGAGAUGAAGAGAAAUCCUGUCCAAAAGAACAAGGAAGAUGUCUUUGAAAUGAUAUGAGGGGAGCCAGAGACAGACAUGGAGGUGAGCAGGACCAGGUCUUGCUCCUUAGAUCUCCAGGGAAGAUGUACUCAGCACUACUGUGCGCACCUGGGCUGCACUGGUGUCUUUACUGCAGGCAGAAAGGAUGGAUGCACGCUGGCCAGGGCCAUGGACUGCAGGUGCUUAAGUGGCCCCACAGUAGAUGGCUGUGUUCACAGCUCAGAUCUGUGGCCCCCCUGGCCUCCUCAGCCCCUCUGAACAGUAUCCCACUGUUAGCAGCUCUGCAGUGAAAGUGCAAUCUGAACACAAAUUAAGUGGCAGCUUUGGGGUUUUAAAGAAAAAGGAAAACUUUUUCAUUUUAGAAACAGAAAGCUUAAUGUCUCCUGUGUCAGUUCAUUCUAUGCUCCCUGAAAUGGUUUCAUCUCUAUGCUAAUUUUAUGCUGAAAAUAGGAACUCCCCUGUGCUGGAGAGGAGAGAAAGGGCUUGGAAGUCAAAGACUAUCCAAGUGGCUGAGAAUCAAGUGGACCCCCUUGACUCAUUUCCACUUAGAAAAUGCUUUCAAGGCAGCCAGUGUUACACCGAGGGUCCUGCCAGGGGAGCCGAGGCCUUUGCCUGUCACCCUGGGAGCUGGCUUCCAGGCCUUGGGCAUGGAUCCCUCGCCCAGAGUCUGCUUGGUCUUGCACCAAUGAUUUCACAGGUUAUAUCCAGACCUCAUGCUUGAUAAUAAGGUAGUAAGCUGACUUCCCUUGGUUUCCUCCACUUCUGUUUUAAAUGAAUAAUUAAUCCAUUAAAAGCAUCAUCUCAAAAGCACAAAAUAUCCUAUAAUCUAUGACUAUAAGUUCUUAGAAUAAGAAGUGGACAUUGUGUUAUGCUUACUUGUAGACUGGUCUGUCUCUCUUAGUAGGACAUGAGAUGUUGAGGAUGGAUCUCAUCCUAGUCCUAGUCCUUAAGAGCACCAACAUGGACGCUUCCUCAGCGUAGGCAUAUAACUGUGAUCUCUGAAGAUUCCUAUGGGUCUAUCAUUCAGUAGCUCAAGGGCAGCUGGACGGAGAAGAGAUUAGAAGUCUUGUUCCUGCUUCUUAACUUGUUCACAAAGAUACUUCAUUUUUAUUAUUUUGGUCCUGCCAGUUCUCUUCAUCUGGUUUCCUGUAUCCUUUCAUAUACAGUGAUGCUGAGGCAUUUUUUCAUUUGUUUGUUUUAUUUGUUGUUUUAAAGAGAAAAGGGAGUAUACUUGUUGCUUCAGGGCAAAACAAAGACCAGUGGGAAGAAAGUUAUCAAAGGUUGAUUUCAGCUCCUCACAAAGAGCUUUCUAAGGACAGGCUAUUUGUGAAGGGACUAAAUGUGUUUAAGUAGAGCUGGGCGGUCACAUGAGACCAUUGUCCUGAGGAAGCUCACCCAAAAACCCCGAUGGCCAGGAUGUUGACUGAUGGCUCACCCUGGAGAGUUGACAUCUGGAGCCUCCGCUGACAAGCAGCAUGGUCCGCUGGCAGGUGAAUAGGGGCCAUGGUUCUGCGGGCUCUCUCCAGGGGUGGCUGAGGCUGGCACUCCACAGUGCUGCUAAGCACAUGGGUCACAGCUGCAAGAAUGCUGGGGUAUGCUGACUAGGCAGGUGUGCGGAGGUCACGAUGCAGCUCCAUCUUCAAAACAGGAAGCAUUUCUCGGAGCUGUAGUCUCACAGACUCUAGAGAGAUUUGAGAGGAGACUGUCAGAGAGACACAGAGGCCUGGGUGUGUGUGGAUGAGGUGAUUUCUAACCGGUUGAUAAUAAGGUAGUAAGCUUUAUGUUUCUAUCAUAUUUAUUUCCCCCCUCAGAUCAGGUUGUCUGAGCCAGAACCACAUAUCCCAGAGCAGGCAUGUUAGUGAUCUGGGAUAGAGAGAAGGACGUUCUAAACAAUGUCUGGAAACAUAAGGGGCUGAGAUGCAUUUAGCCAUUUGAAAAGAUAAUGGAAAUUUCUUUCAACUAAUUCCUUUGAGGUUUAACUGUAUAGUAUUGCCUUUUUCAUCCUUUCACAAAACAGACCCUGGAAGGACUCAAAUUGGUAAGUGAGAAGCCAGUUACUACCAACUACUGGGCAGCUUCUUGGCAGGAGGUGAGAGCUUUCUGCUUCCUUUUUAGGACAAUUCCACCCUUCCUUGAGUGGGAGGAGUUGGUGAGGUGGCUGAAUGUCAUGAGGGUUUGGAGAGGAGGUGGCUGUAAUCGCACAGGCACUGGCAUUGAAGAGACCCCGGGAAGGGAAGUACCUCUGGCUCCAUGGCAGGAUCUGGAGGGAGGAAGGGAAGAUUCAUAGCAUAGCAGGUCUAGCGUACCGCACUUGAAAAGACUAUGGUAUUUAUUGGUUCAUUGAACUCAACUAAACCCAAAAUACUGGGUACCUCAUGUGUGCAGUUCUUAGUGCCAGGAAUGAUGGGCUGUGUAAGGAAGAAUCCAGUAACUCCCUCAACUAACUUAGAAUAUUUAUUUCCUAACUAAAAGAAACAUAAGUAAGAGUCAACAAUAUUGUUUGUUUUGCUUUUUAUGUAGUGUCAGGCACAGAAAUAUGCUCAGUAAACACUUGCUGGUUAAUGGCCACUGCAGGUCCCUGAAUUUGCGUUGAGUUGAAAGAAAUGCCACCAACCUGCCCCUCCACUGCCAGGAGUUCAAGUCAGGAGAGCAGCCAGCCUGACUAUAGAAGAACUACACAGUGCCUAAAGUUCCAGGAAACCUUCCAGUUGCAAGGAGAGAGAGCAGUGCUAUUUUAAUAAAUAGUACAUGAUAGUUUUGCUGUAUACCAGGCCUACACAGUGCUAGACACUGGAGGCAAAGACAGACAAACAGACAAAAUAAUUAAAAUGUGGUUAAGAUCAUAUCCAAAUGUAAAUUAGGUCCACCACUGUGGAAAACAGUGUGGCAGUUCCUCAAAGACCUAAAAACAGAACUAACAUUUGACCCAGCAAUCCCAUUGCUGGAUAUACACCCAAAGGAAUAUAAAUUGUUCUAUUAUAAAGACACAUGCACAUGUGUAUUCGUUGCUAUUCAAAAUAGCAAAGACAUGGAAUCAACCUAAAGGAUCAUCAAUGGUAGACGAGAUAAAGAAAAUGUGGUACAUAUGCACCGUGGAAUACUAUGCAACCAUACAAAAGAAUGCGAUCAUGUCCUUUGCAGAAACAUGGACAGAGCUGGAGGACAUUAUCCUUAGCAAACUAACACAGGAAGAGAAAACCGAAUAUUGAAUGUUCUCACGUACAAGUGGGAGCUAAAUGUUGCAAACACAUGGACACAUACUGGGGCCUAUCGGAGGGUGGAGGGUGGGAAGAGGGAGAAGAUCAGGAAAAAUAACUAAUGGGUACUAGGCUUAAUACCUGGGUGACAAUAUAAUCUGAAUACCAAACCCCCAUGACACAAGUUUCCCUAUAUGACAAACUUGCAUAUGUACCCCUGAACUUAAAAUAAAAAUUAAAAAAUAAAAAUAAAGAUUAAAUUUGGCUGGGCACAGUGGCUCACGCCUGUAAUCCCAGCCCUUUGGGGGGCCAAGGUGGGCAGAUCACAAGGUCAGGAGUUCGAGACCAGCCUGGCCAAUAUGGAGAAACCCCAUCGCUACUAAAAAUACGAAAAUUAGCCUGGUGUGGUGGUGCAUGCCUAAAGUCCCAGCUGCUCAGGAGGCUGAGGCAGGAGAAUCGCUUGAACCCAGGAGGUGGAGGCUGCAAUGAGCCGAGAUCACGCCACUGCACUCCAGCCUGGGCAACACAGCAAGACACCGUCUCAAGAAAAAAAAAAAAAGAUUAUAUUCUUUGUUGAAUAUAACAAAGUGAAUAUAAACAAAAUGAAAAUUUGGGGGAAAAGUAAAAUAUCAUUUGGCAUUAAAGAUAACCCCUUAAGAAAAUCACUAUCAGUACCAAACAUGGAGCCAUCCAGCCAAACCCAUAGAAUUCUAGAACAUCAGAGCUGGAUAAGCCCUUAGAACAAUCUGUCCAAAUCUGUUAUUUUGCAGAGGGGGAAGUGGAGACCCAGCCAUGCAAAGGUAUUAGCAACAGUUAGUUUACAUUUCUUUCUGGCUGCAUUUACAGUGGGUAAAUACAUCUUAACUUUAGUGGGUUGAAAAAGACAGGUGCUAUUUCCUCAAACAAUAUUUUGGCUGCUGGUGAUCGACUCUUAGAGCAAGAGAAACACUUUCUAACAUCGAUGUGGGAUUUUGUGUGUGAUGUGUGGGUUUCCUGAGCUGCUGAGCUUUUCCACAAUCUCCUGCUCUAUUACUUCGUAGCCCACUUUCCUUUAAUACCCACCGUCAGAGAGGUUCUCUUUACCAUUCCUCUGCUCAGCUCCUUCAGAAGUCUGUGUACACCGACAAUAAAUGGUAGGUCUGAAAACAGAUGAGAGGUUUUUAAAUUUGAAAACAGAUGAGAGGCUUUCUUCCCUCAAGGGAUGAUGUGGGGUUUAGUAGCUUCAGCUAUGUUGAAUUUUACUUAUAAAUGGUGAUGACUUGCUUAUAAUGUGAGGUUUAUUUUCUGUUUUAUAUGUAUCUUAUAAGCAGCCACAUGAGCAAAUAUUUAAUUUAUUGUCACUCUUGUACUGUUGGACAGCAGCAGCUCAUGUGAAUGAUACUAUACCAAUUCAAGCUCGGGAAUGACUAUUGGACACCCAGCACACUGUUAGGGUUAUCUGCGUGUGUCCAUGUGAUACUGAAAUGGCUGGUCCCCUGGUCAAAUAGCCAGAGAAACCAGAGGGAAAGUGAAUUCCUGAACUUCAUUCAAUUAAAUGAAUUGAGGUUUAGAUGUUUUUUACUGUUUAAUUCAGGCGAAACAUUUGUUAUUCUUUAUGUAGAAACAGCUGAGGCAAAAAUGGAUGGCUUAGAAGGAAUAUCCAAGUUUGAAUCCAGGUUUUACCUCUUCAUUGCUAUGUUACCUUGAGCAAGUUUCUUUUUUGUGUGUUUGGGUUUUUUUUUUUUUUUUUUUUUUUUGAGAUGGAGUUUGUCUCUUGUUGCCCAGGCUGGAGUGCAAUGACGUGAUCUCGACUCACUGCAACCUUCGCCUUCUGUGUUCAAGUGAUUUUCCUGCCUCAGCUUCCCGAGGAGCUGAGAUUACAGGCACCCACCAUCACGCCCUGCUAAUUUUUUUUGUAUUUUUAUAGAGACGGGGUUUCACCAUGUUGGCCAGGCUGGUCUCGAACUCCUGACCUCAGGCGAUGGACCCGCCUUGGCCUCCCAAAGUGCUGGGAUUACAGGCAUGAGCCACCACACCCAGCCCACGUUGAGCAAGUUUCUUAACUUCUCUAGGCCUCAAGGGCUUUAACCACUUGUAAUGAUGAUAAUAGUGCACAGUGCUUUCAAGGUUAUAUUUUAAUAAUCAAUAUAAGGUACCUAGUGCAGUCCCUGAAAAAACAAACAGAUGUUAAUUCCCUUUCUCCUAAGAAAGUAGUCCUGGAAUGGGAAAAUAGGAGCCAUUCCUUGACACGGAGCAGACGUGUUAUCCUGGCCUCCUAUGCCAUUGCCUUCUGUGGUCAGUACUUGAACAUUGUGCCCUCGGAUUCCAUCAACAGAUCCUGAGAAACAGAGAAAGUUGCUCCCGCAGGUCCCAUAGUAAGCUUGUUGAGUGUUGUCCAUUCCUAUCACUCAGCCCACCUCCCCCCACCCCCCCGCUGCCUAUAAAACCUUUUGUGGGAAAUGUUUUAAAAAUUAAGCACCAAGGGUUAGUGUGCCUCAAGAUAAGGGUAAAUUUGACCUUAAGGGUUUUGUAAGUGACCAUUUUUCCUUCACUGUGGCUGGGGAGAGCCACCGUAUACGUCAGCCCCCAGGGCUUGCUGUUGUGUUGCUCUUUUCCCUGAUCUCAGUAGUCCUGUACUUGCUAAUAUUUUCGCUCAUCAUAUUGCAGUGUAUUAGGAGAGGGCUCUGAUGCUGUUCUGUGGUAUUAUAGGCCCAAGUCAAGAGCUCCCAAAUCCUGCCCUGCUAGUCAUUUGGCCUCCUGAUGGCAAACAGAGGUCCUGAGAUUCGGAGAGUGAAGCGGAGUGGCUGCCGGCACCACCUUCUCACCUGCAAGAGCACCCAGAGCCUUGUCCGGAGUUGGGCUUAUUGGAGGAGCUGGUGAAGGAGAAGAGGCUGAGUUGGCUUAAGCACCCCUUCUGCCUGCCUCUAACCCCACACCUUCAGAUCCCUUUAGCUGCUUGCACAGCUCAUGACCUAUGAACGGGGGUGGGGAAGAAGUAGGCAGAAUGGAGUCUGACAUGAGAAAAGUGUCAAUAACAUCCCAUUUCUUGUGUUGAUUCUUGAUUUCUGUUCAUAUUCAAACAUUAUUUUGUUGUAUAUUUUCUUUCGUAGGCCUCCUUAAAAUUCUCGUAGAAUGAGGCAAGAUAUAAACACUUACAUAGAAGUUAACAGCAGUGUGUUAAUGAUAUAUGCAGCCAAGCAUAGGCGCUUAUGCCCAGAGUGCGCAAGUAUACAGAGGACAUUCAGUGGCCAAAGUUGGCUAGAGUUGCUUUGGUCCUUGAUCAAGUCCUGUUUAGAUUUCUCCACCCAAAUAAGUUACAUCAAUACUGACUAGAUAAUACAUAUUCAACAGGCAGUACACCCCCUGAUCAUUGUGGAUAUCACAAUUCAGGAAAUCAUUUACUUACUAAACAUUUUUACUUACUAAACAUUUACUUACUAAACUUUUGUGUCCCCUACUAAACUUUUAGCUUCUAGAGAGUAGAAACCAUGUCCUGUUGUUCUUUAUGCUUAUAGUACUUGGCCCACAACUGAUGCACAAUGGAUCACGAGGGGUGACUAGAUAAAUGAGAAUUUUUUAAUGGCAAGAUGAUUCAGAGCAAAUGAAAUGUAGAAUAUCAUAAUAUUUUAUAAGGAAUGGCAUUUUGGGCAAGUUAUUACUUGUACGUACUUUUAGAAACAGUCUCUUCCUCUAACCAAAUGCUUCUGAGUAGGAUCCUGCUUUAAUGGAUAGAAAAACAUGAGUUCUCAUUAGUAUGCACAGCACUGAAGCCCAGUUACAUUUUUUUUUUAAAUAAGCACACUUUUUAAGUGCUGCCAUGCAGUGUCAUCGCUCCAAAAGCUUAUCACAUUGUUCAUUUUCUUAGCAGGCUCAGUUCUACUGAUGGUGUAAAGUUUCAACCGGGGCUCUUCAUAAUUAUUACGAAUUCUUAAGACUGAAAUCAGGUGGCUUUUUAUUUUUAGUGUCCUUAUUGUGCUCACUCAAGACUAUAUAUUCAGCAGUGUGCAGUCUAUGCCUGACUGUAUAAAAGACUGGAAUGUUCACACACUAUAAUGAAUAAUGAGUGUCAGUGAACUCAUUACAGUAAAUCCUUAGGUAAUUACUUUCUGCCUUAGUUGGGGGACUUAUGGUAGCAUAAGCUAAAAUUAUUUCAUCUCCAGACAAACCCUGAGGUGGCUGUUGGAGUUAAAUAUAAUUCAUUUGCAGCAUGUUUAUUAUAGUUAAAUUUAACUAAUUUAGGGCCUGUUGCUGGCCAGAAGCUGAGGAGGAGGAAGUUGCAGUGUCCAUGAGUACCUCAGAAAAAUGAGGCUUCAUGGCCGAGCUUUCAGAGCAUGACGUAAGAGUUACUCCCACUCUGUCUCUGCUCUUCCUGUCCCCAGAGCUGGAUGGGUUUGUUCAUGAAAGUGAUUGGCUAAUGAGCUCUUCAGGCAUAGGAUUAAUGUGGUGUAGCAAGAGGAAGUCUCAGCGUUGAGCUGGGGCUCUGCUCAGUUCUCUCCUCUGUUUCUGCCGGAACUUCCUGGUGUUACAGAAAGAACUAUGGUGUUCAAGGUCACUGUUGUAUGAAUGGAUUUAUCAGCAGAUGGUGAGGCUCCCCCUUCUCGUGCCCCAUUUCCACUCAACACUGUCGGGCCAGUCUGGGCGUUAUUUCUUCCUAAGCCUUCCAGCCUGGAAGACUUAGCUCUGGAAAAAAUAGGAAAGGACUUACUCCAAGAACCAAGCACAUGUUUACAGAGGAUGGUUUAACCUUUAAAGAUGUUGCCACUGAAGAGUUUUUAGAUUAGAUUUUGCCUCAUGAGAGCUCUUCUGAGCUGGAUGGCUUGCUCUACCAAAGAUGUUACAGGGACACCCGCAGGAGAAAUCGCAUCAACGCGGGGAGGUGAGGCUUCUGAGCCAUCGCUUGUGUCUAAGAACAUAAGCCAAAAAUCACUGUAGGGGGACUGUUCCCCAGAAGACAGGGACCUUGCCAGGAGAGGAAACACAAUUCCGAUCAUCGUGAGGAACGUGCAUUUGCGGAAGACAUUGUCCUACUUUUCCACAAAAAUACCAUGUCUCCAUUCUGGAAAUAUGUGCACUGUGCUAAUUGCUCAAGAGAAGGUAGCAGUUGGAAAAAGUCCAGAGAAGGAUGAGUAGAUGAACACAGGAAUCAGUCGGUAGCCGUGGGAACAGCAAAGCCCCUUCAGUGGGAAGGCAAGAGUAAAGAGAAGACAGCACUGAAGUCUGUGGAAUCUAAAGCGGCUUUGGUGGGGUUUCCUCACCGACCCAAAGUGCAGAGCUAGCAGGGUAGGCACACCCACCCGUGCCUGUGGUGGCCCGCCCUAAGACUCUAUCCAGGACAGCCACCUCAGCCUCACUAUCCCCUGGCCACGUCCUGGCCGUUCAGUCCCACCGUGACGCAGCUUACAAGCUGCAGAACCGUCUGCCUCUCAAGCCAGUGUUCCUCCCACUGUACCACAGUUGCUUCCGUUGGGUCCAGACUCUUCUGAAAACUCCCCUUUUCAAUUUUACUCAAACAGAUUUUGGCCAUGGAAAUGGUUUGUGACUUUAACGGGCAAGCUGUGAUAUAAAAAGUAAACCAUGGGUUACAUAACUUCAGGGGCAGGUUAACUUUUCCAGAAUUCUGGUCUCAAAGUAAAGAUUUAGAUUUAGUUGAGGCUAUAAAAAUUCAGGAAAAAAUAAUAAAGCAUUUCUACACCUCCCUCCUUCCCCUUGCGAGCCCCCCUUAAAAAUAGCAUCUGAAGUUUCAUUGUAGCUGAGUCACUGCUUGGUGCGAUCUAGGGCUAGGCUGCAACUGGACCUGUCAGAAUGAGGCCACAGUGAUUCAUGAUGAAGCUAAGUUUGGUUGCCACUGACAACAUGUGUUCCUCUCUGUUCUUUCCCUGGAGUUUGGAGACACUGUAUUUUGCCUUUGGAUUAGAAACGCCUUUGAGUGGUGAGAGUAAUGGGAUGAGAUGGGCCACUGCAAUUAAAGAGCCCUCUGGGCCCUCUUUCUGUGACACCCUAGCCAUUUGUUAGGGGAAGGUAGGAGUAAUUAACAUAACCAAAGACCUUUGGGGCUGUGAAGGGAAUUUAUCUCCUCUGCCUUUGCAGUUUAGCAUCAAGUCAGUCUACCAACCAAGAGCCCCCCAACACCUUUUCUGGGCCCCAAACUGUGCUUCCCAUUGAGGAAAGGCAAAUGAUAGAAUAUGCGGUCCCUACCCUGAAGGAAUUUGGGGAAGCACAAACCAAUUAGAGAAGCACUGUCUACUUCCCACGUUGAUUAUAAUCAUGUAUGUGUCAGUUUCCACGUUUGCGCCUGGAGGGCAGAAGCCACAGCUGGUUUUGCUGUGCAUGGCACCUGUGUUCCUGGAGCUGAAGUGAAUGGGUCCUGCCUCCAGCACCUGCUUCCCCACUUCUGCCAUCAGAAAGACUCGUUCGGGAAAACAUUCCUUCAUUCCCUUCCUAGGGCACCACAGUUAAUAAGGCCACAAAUUUGGGCCUGUCCAUCCUGGUGCAAGUAUCUGAGGAAGCAAGAAGAGAUCCGGGUUAGCAAGGAUACGAUUACAAUGCUUUUAUUUUUUUAAUGGGACUUGGGCGGUGAGGAAAUUCUAUGUUCCCCGUCAUUUAUGCAGACUCCAGCUAAACGUAUGCUAGUUGAACUCAUGCCAGCUCUGUGGAAGUGAGGGACAGAUACAAGAAACAUGGGAACUUUCCAAGAAAUGAAGCUUCUUUGCUGCCAUGUCGAUGAUGCUUGUUUCUGAGAAACUCAAAUGUAUGGAAGUGUAGAGUAGAGCUUCCCAAACAGGGUGCCGUAGUUCACAGAUUUGCACACAGGGGUGCCAGCAUAAUGAUCUCUGCAGCUCUUGGCACACCUUGGUAUGUCUGGAGUAUGAGAUGGACUUAACAUAUGAAUAUACAUAUAAAUAUAUAUAAUGUAUCUGUACAUCUUAGGGACUAGACAAACAAGGUGUUAAAUGUGUUCCUCUCUGGAUGGUAGGUUUAUGGAAUCCUUUAAUCAUUUUACUUAUUUGCUUAUUUAAACUUCUGAAUCUGUAACAAUUUAUUGUGUGUGUGGAAGAAUUCUUUCAGCCCAACCAAAUACUAGCCAAAAUAUUGAAGUGGAAGGUAUCAGUGUUCGGUGAUCCAGCCAAAGGUUUAUGUAUAUGUUUUAUUCAAACACUGUCUUAGAAACCAUUUGCCCUGAGGAUGUGUCCUCUAUUUUGUCAGUUUAAAAAGGAUUCUUUUCAGUUAGUGCAUUCUCAUUAAAAAAAAAAAAAAAAAAAAAGGAAAGAAAAAGAAACAGUAAAGCAGAUGUCACAUAUCAGAGAAAUUGCCACAUCUUGAUAGAUUCACACCAUUUAUUUUCUUUGCCUGUAAGCCUAAUACUGGCAACAGCCCAAACUGCCAACUUUCUUCAUUUAUUGACAUUCUUAAAAAGUUAACUUCCUGUCGAGGAUGUUUUUGACAGGGAUAUUAAGAGAAAGACUUGUUGGUCAGAUGUAGGUUCCAGCUGGCCACACUGUAAAGGCCACUGGGAAUCGGAACCUUGGCAGAUCCAUGCAGAGGUAAUAGUUUGGAAGUUGGGAAUUCUUAUUUCCCGGCAACUGUAGACAAGGAGCAAUGAUUUGCUAUUUGUAUUUUAUAUCGUAUUACAUUUGCAAAAUGUUUGUGGUCAUUCAAAUUUGUUUUUUUUCACAGUACUUCUGUGAAUGCCUGAUUUCUCUUUGCCUAGGCUCUCAGAUUCUUGAGGGGGUGGAUGGAGGUGUGAUAUUUGCCUUCUUCUCACAUAGGAAUGCCUAUAACCUAAAUGAGAUCAAUAUCAUUUCGUUCUUCUGGGAGCAGUACUAUUUUUGCCAGUUACCAACAUUAUAAAAUACUUCCAUAUUUGGAACUGUGGCAUUUUGUACUUGGAGGGAUUUUUUAAAGAAAUUGCCUGGUCUAGUUCCUUCAUUAUACAAAUGAAACCAUUGAGACCGAACAGGCAAAGGGAAGUUCUCAGAGUCACAAGAAGUGGUCAGUGGCCAGGCUGAGGCCAGACUGUAGUUUCCUUUUUACUACUGGUCAUACUCUGUGCUUUCUACCAAUAUUUCCCAAUUACUAUGGGGAAUUAAUAAAAAAUGUUUUUUAAUCUGCAUUUUUUGGGGGAAAGAUAAAAAUACAGAGUUUGUCACAACAUAGGUGGUCAAUAAAUAUUUGGUGAAGAA